Messenger RNA from Oryza brachyantha (malo sina), 2085 nucleotides. Its product is annotated as protein WHAT'S THIS FACTOR 9, mitochondrial. Gene Ontology annotation, molecular function: RNA binding. The record is from RefSeq and is a predicted model, not a curated record. Lineage: Eukaryota; Viridiplantae; Streptophyta; Magnoliopsida; Poales; Poaceae. The coding region runs from base 110 to 1330 and encodes 406 amino acids. The transcript has a single exon.
CGUCGGGCAACACGCGCGCCGCCGCCGCUUGCUCCUUCCACUAGACUAGAGGACACCUUCCCUGCGCCGCUGCCGCCGCCGCCGCCUCCCGCGGCGCCGAAGAGAUAAGAUGCAGAAGGUGCGGCUCAAGUGGGUGAAGAAUCGGGGCCUGGACCACAUCAUCGCCCGCACCACCUCCAUCCGCGCGUCCUGCCUGCUUCUCGACCACCUCGCGCGCCUCCCAUCGUCGUCGCCCGUGCCGGCGCGCUCCCUCGCGCGCCUCCAGAAGCCGCUCGGACUCACCGUGCCCGUCCUCCGCUUCCUCCGCCGCCACCCCACCCUUUUCGCCGAGACCCCACACCCGCGCUUCCCGACCCUCCCGUCGUUCUCCCUCACUCCGGCGUCGCACCUCCUCGUCGGCCGCGCCGCUCGCGCCUCCGCGGUCGACUCCCACCUCCGCCUCGCGCGCCUCCUCCUCCUCACCCGCUCCAAGUCGCUGCCGCUCGCCUCCGUCCUCCCCCUGCGCUUCGACCUCGGCCUUCCUUACAACUUCGCUGCCGCCUUCCCGGUUGCCCACCCCGACCUCUUCGCCGUCUCCAACAACCACAUCUCCCUGUCCACCACAUCCCACCUCCCUGAGGACAUUCUCAUCUCCUCCCUCCAGCUCCGCCACGCCGAGGCCAUCGAACGGACAACCUACCGCGCGUUGUCUCGGCCGCCGUCGUCGUCAAGCGCCCCCCUCGCCUUCCCAAUGCGGUUCCCGCGCGGGUAUGGUGGGAUGAAGAAGGUCAAGGCCUGGAUGGAGGAGUUCCACCGGCUCCCGUACAUCUCUCCGUACGACGACGCCUCGGGGAUCGACCCCGAGAGCGACAUCUACGAGAAGAGGAACAUUGGCUUGCUGCACGAGCUGCUUGGGUUGAUGGUGCACAAGAUGGUGAGGAGGAACGCGAUUCGGCUGCUCCGGGAGGAGUUGGGCCUGCCACACAAGUUCACGAGGCUGUUCACGCGUUACCCUGGAAUUUUCUAUCUGUCGCUGAAGUGCAAGACGACGACGGUGGUCCUCCGGGAAGGGUACGAGAGGGGUAAGCUGGUGGAGCAGCACCCUCUCGCGGCAGUGAGAGACAAGGUGUUCUAUGUGAUGCGUACAGGUGUGCUGUACCGGGGAAAAGGCUUGUCAAAGCUUGUUCUGGAUGAGGAGGGUGAUGUGGAGGGUGUAUUAAUGGAUGGAGAUGAAGAGUUUCAUGGGGAAGGGAUGGAUGAAGAAGCUGAUGUUGAGUGCUUUGGAAUGGAGAUUGUGGAUAAUGGACACAGUACUGAUGAUGAGGAUGAUGAACGAGAUAUGGAUGAUUGAAACAGCACGAUGUUUCUGGCUUGCUGAAUUUUAUUGUUCUGAAACGUUAGGCACCACUGGAUUCCAGCAAUAGGAUUCAAGUUAUUGUCUCCAAGGGAGAAGUUUCAACUCAUGAAUAUCCCAUGAGAGUUUAAAUCAGUGCUCAGGAAGGAGAGGUUUCAGAAGGCGGUCACUGUGAGUAGCUAGCUCCAUCAAAAUUUUGAUGCAUUGUAUAUUUAGUUGCUUGAGAUGCAGAAAGCUAUUCACGAUUUUUAAUCUCUGGUUGGAGGUGCAAACACAUACUUAUAGCUCUCUCUGAAUAGUAUGAGAGUUAUCAUAAGUUUGAGAAGUUGGCUGAUAAUUUGGUCAUUUUUAAGGGUUUAUGUAUGUAGUUAUUCAAUUUUAUAAGUUAAAGUUGGCUUAUCUUUUCUGGUUGUUAUGUUAUGUUACUAGUGAUUGCAUUUGCUCCAGGAGCUUAUAGCACAGAGGAUGUUUUAACAGUUUUCAGGGGAAAUAGGCCCAUGUUUUCUUUAAAUACUGCUUUGUAUUUUGAAGCUGUAUUAGUACUUGAGUCAUCAUGGUUGACAACUUGAUUGAUAUUGUGGUGAAUUAGCAAUAAUUGGGAAGACAAUUUGGUAGUUAGGUGUAGGAUAUUGUAAAACCUGUCAUAUAGAAAAGGCUCAAAUUGCACUAUCCCUAUUUUGACAAUCAAGUGAGGCAUGCACUUCUCCAAGGUAGCUGUUGCAACUAGGAGUUAUUCUAACCUAGUUAGCAAA